UUUUACGAUAAUCUGUGCUCUUUGACUUAACCCUAACCCUAAAUCGAAAAGUGUCAAAAAAAGUUUAUUUUGCUUUUAUAAUGGAUUUUUUUUACAAUAGUAUAUGCCAUGUAUGUAAAGAAUAUAAAAAGGGGAUAAUGAAGCGAUGUGGCUCCUGUAGAUGUAUAACUUAUUGCUCGAAAGAACAUCAAAUCUGUGAUUGGAAAAAUCAUAAACAAAUCUGCCGUUUACUAGCAAAUUCAAAUGAAUUUUUUAAUCUCACCGUUGAUUGCGGGUACCAUAAAUGGAGAUCAUUCAGGACUAGCUUAGGAUUGUAUUUAGAUCAGAGGGUAUGCGCAGUUUGUUUCUCCAGAGAAAAUCUGAAAGACUGUGAAAGUUGUUUAUGUGUUGCUUAUUGCUCUAAGGAUCAUCAAACAAAACACAAGGAAUCCCAUUCAACAGUUUGUCGUAAUUUAAAACUAUGUUUAGAUUAUGAUCGUUUCUAUGUGAAAACAAACAAGAUAGAGGUGAAAUUGAAAGAAAUUGAUACUGAUAAUGAAAAAUUACCAAAUAGUAUUCAAGAAUGCCUAGAAAUGUUUGUGGACAUGUCAGAGAUUUGUGACACUCUUUUGAAGAUAUAUGUUGCGGAUAUUUUUGCUACCAUGUUAACAAUAAUUUACAGUAUGGAAAAAUGUGAUAUUUUAAAAAAACGUUACUCAAAAUUUGAUAAUCUGGUAGUUCAUGUAGUGGGUGCAGAUAUUUCUGAGUUAGCAGCAGAUUGGAAUUCUAAUUUUCUCCUAUUAAAAAGUUGGAUAAAGGAUUUGAAAAGUUGUAAAUUUAUUUUUAUUGGUCCUGAUUGCAUACUUAGUGAACGCCCUAAGCAUACUUGUAACAAUAUUAAAAUUGAAUGUGUGAAUGAUUUUUAUCAUAAUACUAAAAAUUUGGAUGAGCCACAUCUCAUAGUAGCAUUAAAUUCUGGAUUGCAUGAGUUUCAGUCUGACAAUAAGCAAGACACUUGGGGAAAGUCUUUAGUAAAGUUGAUUAGUGAUAAAGCACCUCUUGUUUUAACUGCAUAUACAAGACGAGAACUGGAAGAAGAUGUGAAAAGAUUGCAGAUAUUUGAAAUGAAGAUGCUUUUAGAUAUUCAAAAAAAUCCAUUUUCAAAUAAUAGACCUAUACGUGAUUGGGAUUCAGAAUUAUACACUCCCUUUUAUGUCAAUGGAUAUAUCGCAAUUUUGGCUGGGGUUAAUUAUAAAUAAUAAACUUCACACUAAUUUGUGGAAAGUUAAAUUUAUUGAGCUCAUAGCACGUUUUCAAGUGAAGUUAUGAUUUGAAUAAAAUAAAUUUUAUUCUGGAAAUCAAUUACGGGCUAGUAAAACUGUGUAAUAAAAAUAUAUCAUAUGAAUGAAUUCCUAGUUUUUCAGA
Coccinella septempunctata (seven-spotted ladybird) is the source of this 1404-nucleotide messenger RNA. RefSeq lists its product as uncharacterized. Lineage: Eukaryota; Metazoa; Arthropoda; Insecta; Coleoptera; Coccinellidae. The coding region runs from base 81 to 1238 and encodes 385 amino acids. Gene Ontology annotation, cellular component: extrinsic component of mitochondrial inner membrane. The transcript has 2 exons. The record is from RefSeq and is a predicted model, not a curated record.